Molecule: messenger RNA, 1212 nt
Organism: Rhizophagus irregularis DAOM 181602=DAOM 197198
Lineage: Eukaryota; Fungi; Glomeromycota; Glomeromycetes; Glomerales; Glomeraceae
Source: RefSeq, a predicted model, not a curated record
UUUUGACUUCGAAAUUAUUUGUUUUUUUUUGUUUGAAAACUUUUGAAAGAAAAUGUCUGAACAUCAAUUUAUUGUGUCGUUAUUUGAUAAAAAAUUCGUUCCUGAAGAAAUUAUUGAAAAAUUAGAUUAUAACACGUCUUCAUCCAAUACAACAUCAAAUUCAUUAUUUCCUUCACAAAAAACUAAUAAUUCUCUCAAUAACAAUAUUCUUUUCGUUAAUAAUAAUUUACAACAACAACAUUCUAGGCUAUUAUUGUCUGGUAAACAAUUUUGGCCAACAUCAACACCAAUUAGAGAUGAUGAUUACAUUAUAAUUUCUAAUAAUUCAAAAUUCGGUAGCACAUUUACUUCAAUUAUCCCCGUUAAAAAAUUAUUUUAUAAAAUUUGGAGUAGAAUGAAUCCUAAUGGAAUUUUAAAAAGGAAUUUUUCUUCUAAUAAUUCUUCUUCGUCAUCUACUUCUUCUGAAGAGAUUCAAGAGAAUUACGAAGAUCAAUACAAUGAAUAUCGAAAGAUUUAUAAAAAACCAUGUUGUUCUCCAUCACGAGAAAAAACAUUUCAUAAGAAACAAUCAAACUUAUUAGAAAAGAAAAUUCCAUCUAGUUAUUCUCCCGUCAAGACUUUGAAUUAUUUUUGUUGUGAUGAUAUGUUUAAUAAUCGUAAUCCAAUUUCACCACCAAUAAAUCCUGUAACAAUAUCAAGAAAUCAAACCAUAUCAUAUACAUCGCGUCACAAUUUAAAUCCUUUAUUAACACCAGACGAACGCACUUCUAAACCUUUAAGAUUAAUUCUUUUUAAUAUUCAUACUUAUUGGCAAAAUUGGUCUAUUAAAUACCAAAUUGAAUUACCUAGAAAUAUUUCAUUUCAUAGAUUUAAACGUGUUAUGUCACAAAUGUUACGAAAUGAAAUUCCGAACGAUUUGAUCGUACUUUAUCAUACUGAACGAUACACUGAUGACGAUGUUAUGAUUGGAUUUGAUAGUAACAAUAAAGAAAUCAAUAGGUUCUUAUUAGAUUAUUUAUGUAAAAGUGAUAAAAUUCGUGUAGUUACUCAUGAUGCUGUUUGGUCUACUUAUUUAUUAAUGUGGAAUGAUAACGAAAUUUCUAUUACUCUUUUCUCAAAAUCUCUUAUAGAAAUUAAAUGUAAAUAAUGAAGAUAGAAAUUUCUUAAACAUGUGGGAAUGACAAAUCGAGAUAUUGAACAUUAUAAUAAAUG